This is a messenger RNA of Rhododendron vialii, 1250 nucleotides long. RefSeq names its product cytosolic sulfotransferase 12-like. Gene Ontology annotation, molecular function: sulfotransferase activity. Gene Ontology annotation, biological process: sulfation. The coding region runs from base 42 to 1031 and encodes 329 amino acids. Gene Ontology annotation, cellular component: cytoplasm. The record is from RefSeq and is a predicted model, not a curated record. NCBI's taxonomy places the organism in Eukaryota, Viridiplantae, Streptophyta, Magnoliopsida, Ericales, Ericaceae. The transcript has a single exon.
UCUGUAGCCAAAGUUAAGACUCCAAAACUUCUCAGAACUCCAUGGCAUCUCAACUCCCUCUCUCUCCUCCUCCCAAGUACUUGCAAGAAGAUGAUCUAACCCAAGAAUGCAGAGACUUACUCACUUCCCUUCCCAGAGAAAAUGGGUGGGUCAAUUCCCACCUCUAUAACUAUCAAGGCUUUUGGCACACGUCUAGGAUGUUUCAAGGAACAUUUUCAUGUCAAAAACUAUUCCAAGCUCAAGACACUGAUAUCCUCCUUGUCACCUUCCCCAAAUCAGGCACCACCUGGCUGAAAGCAAUCCUGUUCGGGUUAGUGAAUCGGACGCACUAUCCCGAUACCAAACACCACCCGUUACUAGAAAGCAAUCCGCAUGAUCUUGUCCCAUUCUUGGAACAACUCUUUGCCGACAAACAGGUCCCUGAUUUAGCCUCAUUUACUUCCCCAAGGCUUUUUUCCACCCAUUCACCUUUACCGUCCCUUCCUGAAUCUGUGAGGUCUUCCAAAUGCAAGAUGGUGUAUUUGUGCAGGAACCCAAUGGACACUUUUGUCUCACUUUGGCACUUCACAAACAAAUUAAGACCAGAGAAAAAUGGAGCCAAUUCACUUGAGGAUGUUUUUGACAGGUUUUGUAGGGGAGUGAGCCUCUGUGGACCCUUUUGGGAUCAUGUGUUGGGUUAUUGGAAGGAAAGCCUGGAUAAGCCCAAUAAGGUAAUCUUCUUGAAGUAUGAGGAAAUGAAAGAGGAACCCAAUUUGCAUUUAGGGAGGCUAGCUGAGUUCUUGGGCUUCCCAUUUUCCCCCGCGGAAGAGGCAUCCGGGUUGGUGGAUGAGAUUUUGGGACUCUGUAGUUUCGAUAAUCUGAGAAAUUUGGAGGUGAACAAGACCGGAGAGUUGUCGACAGGAGAGGAAAAGAGGGCUUUCUUCAGGCGAGGUGAGGUCGGAGACUGGAAGAAUUUCCUGACGGCCGAGAUGGUAGACCGACUUGAUCAGAUCAGCGAACAGAAGUUGAAGAAUUCUGGAUUGAAGUUUUAGGCCUAUUCGGUCUAGCAUUGGCAUUAGUCAAAAAAAAAAGAAGAAGUCUGCGUUCAGUUUUGUUAUUCAAUUGCGCAACCUUUUCCUCCUUGUGUGGUUGUGUUGUCUAGAAAAGAAAACAAAACUGGUAUCAAUGGUGUCGUAGACUAUGGUAAAAUCUACUGCAAUUUACCAUUUCCAUUUUGCGUAGGCAGAAGUUAAUUAAUUAGUACCACUUUC